Toxotes jaculatrix (banded archerfish) is the source of this 2180-nucleotide messenger RNA. Its product is annotated as regulation of nuclear pre-mRNA domain-containing protein 1A-like. Gene Ontology annotation, cellular component: RNA polymerase II, holoenzyme. Gene Ontology annotation, molecular function: RNA polymerase II C-terminal domain binding. NCBI's taxonomy places the organism in Eukaryota, Metazoa, Chordata, Actinopteri, Toxotidae. The record is from RefSeq and is a predicted model, not a curated record. The transcript is spliced from 7 exons. Gene Ontology annotation, biological process: mRNA 3'-end processing. Bases 241 to 1125 code for a protein of 294 amino acids.
UUUGUCCUAAGCGGAGCCAGCGAGGCAGUCCCCCCGCCUUUUAACACUACCGAGACGACGGCGGUAGCUAGUUAGCAUACACAGCCUGUCCAUAACAUUGGCAAGGAAGCGUAUGGCAUUUAAUUUGGACGGCUAAAAUUCUUGUGGUGACUGGCUAACUUGCUGCAGACAACACAUCUGGGAGAAACCUUACAGAGCUGCCUCUGCCGGUGUCUCGCACUCCCCCCUUAUCUCGUCGAGAUGUCAGCAUUCUCUGAGGCGGCUUUAGAAAAGAAACUGUCCGAGCUUAGCAACUCCCAGCAAAGUGUGCAGACGUUGUCGUUGUGGCUCAUUCAUCACAGAAAACACUCGAAGACCAUUGUCAGUGUUUGGUUCAACGAACUUAAAAAAGCUCAGGUAUCCCGCAAGUUGACCUUCCUUUACUUGGCCAAUGACGUCAUUCAGAACAGCAAGAAAAAAGGACCAGAGUUCACCCAGGACUUUGCACCGGUCAUCACUGAUGCAUUCAAACAUGUCUACAGAGAGGGCGAGGAGGGCUGUAAGAAACAGUUGGGUCGGGUUUUGUCCAUCUGGCAGGAGAGAGCUGUGUACGAGAACAACCUGCUGGAUCAGCUCUCACAAGUCCUAUAUGGUGAAAAGAAGGCUAAGAAGAGGUCAUAUGAGGAGAUCCAACCAGAUGAUGAGGACUUUGCCUCCCAGAGCUCCCCAGCUGAGCCCCCACAGACAGCAGAGUUAAUCCGAGCUCUGCAGGAGCUGGAAAAUGCAGCCUCUGGCGACUCAGUGCUGCGUCAGCGAAUCUCCUCCCUUCCCGCUGAGGUGCAGGACACGUCACUGCUUCACAGGAUCACAGAUAAAGAAUCGGGGGAGCGGCUUUCCCGGCUGGUGGAGGAGGCCUGCAUGCUGCUGGCAGACUACAGCGGUCGCUUGGCAGCAGAAAUUGAUGAUAGGAGGCAGCUCACGCGCACACUAACGGUCUUCCUGCAAAGCCAGAAGGACGGCCUGGCCCAGAACGAGCAGAAACUUGAAGAAUACAAACGUAAACUGGCGAGAGUGACCCAGGUCCGGAAGGAGCUGCGUUCUCGUCUGAACAAUCUUCCAGGAGGACUCUACAACCCUUCAGACUGACUGAAGUUUCACCUCCUCACCUUAUACCCAACCCUCCUGCUACUGAAACAUCUCAUCCCGUCUCUUAGAUAUUUGAUCUGACUUUUGCCAUAGUCCUCUGUUUUUGAUUUUGGAAAGCGUCUGUGUGUCCCUGUACGGUGACCUUGUGGUUCUCCUUCUGUCCUGGAACAGAUUAUUUAUCCACAUGGCUUUUAUUAACAGAAGCGUCUUUUUUUCUGUCUGUGAGCUCAUCUCCUUGUGCUGUAUGUUAUCAGUACACUGUACAUGAAGAUUUAUAAUCAGACACUGGCCUCUCAUGCUUUGGCCCCUGCCCACCUAACUUUGACAGCUUUAAAGUGGUAUGGAUGAUGCUGGUGUGAUAUUUUUGUAUUUAUUGUGACCUAAGAUAAUGCACCAGAGUAUAUCCCUUUAGUGUGAUCAUUCAUAAUAAUUUUCAGUAUUUUGGAUUCCUUUCAUGAUUUUCCAUACUCUUUCUUUCUCGCUUUCGGUUAUAGAUUAUUGCAGAGGUUUUUCAAACUUGAAUCAUUCUUUUUAUGCAGUGUGAUGUGGCCUCCGAAGAGAAUGGUGUACUUGUGAAAACCAUGAGAAAACCACAUUCUGAAGCUGAGCAGUAAGCCGUGCUCCUAAAAGCAAACGUAUGUAAUUAUAAUUUACAUAAAGCCUCUUUGUGAGAGGGGCGUGUAAAUCACUGGUGAGUGUACAUAUUCAGAAUUGCAUGUAAAUAUGAUGGACCUUUAUGUACUCAUGAUUUCUAUCCAUGUGAACAUGGCUUGGACAUGGUCAUGGCCAUUCAGAUUACUGAUUUACCUCUGUACAGUCAUGUCUUUGUAGUUGCCCAUACCUACACAGUACUGAAAUAAUGAAUCGGAGGAGUUUGUUCACUUGUUUACUGUAACAUUCUGCUUCAUAGUUUAAUCCUAGGUCUACUGAGCGCUGUGCUGAUACUUCACACAGCUUGAGAAGUGCCCCAGUUUCCAAAGCCAGACAUACAAACAGCUGUUUGUUUUUGUUACUAUGAAGCACAUUACUCUAAGAACCAAAUAAACAGGAAACGU